AGUUCGGACACGUUUUUCCUAUCACUACACUACCGCUACCGAAAGAGUUUACCUACUAUUCGCAUAUAUCGUGGGAAAAGUCUGUUGUUGUUUCUCAGGCAUCCGUCCCACACAAAGUGUUGCGUAGACGCGUGUAAUAUUCUUCGAGUUGAACCGAGCGCGCGAGGCCAGCUUGUGACGUAAUUAAGGUGUACCGAAGUUUUGCUAUCCAGAGGAAUACUGGUGCUCAAGGGAUUCGAGUGCAUUCAUUUCUAAAGGUUUUUUGGUGAAUUUUUCGCGCGAAAGUUAUUUACGAAAAUAACUUGUUCCUGAAGUGUAACUUCUGGCUUAAAGAGCAAGUGUUUGACGGAAACUUACGAAGAGCUAAAGUGACCAGCUAUUAUUAUUGAGACAAAGUGCUUACAACAGCUGCCCACGUAAAUUUGACGAAAACAAAGCCUAAUAGCAAGUUAACGGGAUCAGCUUUUGUUUCGGGUGGCGAAUUCGUGUCUGCAUCGUGCCAGUUGUAUAUAGUUGAGCAAUAAGAAAGAGAUGACCAAAUACGGAGUCCUUGUUGUCAUUUCUGCGAUCUUCGUGGUCGCUUCGAUUCAGCAAGCAAACGCUCUAAAAUGCUGGCGAUGCUCAUCGGAUGCAUCGACGGCGGCCUUCUGUGACGAUCCGUUCAGCCAGGAUAUCAUUACCGAGCAGCAGCGUCGCUGGAGCUAUGUCGAUUGCAGUCAACCACUGGGAACUGGAUCCUAUCCGUUCAACCAGCAGCUUUCGCAGACCCGCGCGGUGUGCAAGAAAAUGAAGCAGUACAUUAAUGACCGCGUGGUGGUUUCCCGUUCCUGUGCCUGGGAAGACGUGAACGCGCCGCCGAAUAGUUGCAUCAACGCCCAAACUCCGUCAUACAUCAGAACCGAAUUCUGCGAAACCUGCCCGACCGAUGGGUGCAACGGUGCCGCUCAGUACGGUCCCGCACUUCUGAUGGUAGCACUGACAGCUCUGGUAGCUAAGCUGCUUGCCUGGUAAUUUAAAGCAGAAACUAUUACGUCGAUAGCACCGUCCCUUUCUUCCUUACCGAUUAGCUUUAUAAUGUAAUAACGAUGUAAUGAUAUUGUAAAUGAUGUUAAGAUCCGACCAUGAAAACAAUACCGCGAAUUAUUUUCAUUCGAUUACCAGAGUUGCCUUACAACACCUCGAGAGAAUAGUAUUUAUUACAAAGGUAUAAAAUAUUGUCUACAAACCGAUCCCCUUUACCAAAUAAAUCUGUACAACAAAUUUCAGAACAAUCGAGUGUUACAAUUUUUACCAAGCAUAGCUAAUUCGAAGAUAUUUUACUUUCAUGAAUGACAUACAUAUUACAUAGUACACUUUUAAUUAAGCUGCAAAUGUACAAAUAUUAUUACAUCACAUGAUUUCAUGAAUUUCAACAUUAGUCGCCUGCACGAUAAUAGUUUGGUAGAGCAAGUCAGAAUCUCUUGUUGUAUUUUGUUCUCUAACGUUCAAACUGAAUCCGUGAAAUUUAUUCAAAAAAUAAAAAUACAAUGUAAAGACAAACAUAUUUAUCUCGAUUUUACUAAAUCUUUAAAUUCGGUGGAUACGUAGAGUAAGAGUUUUCCAUGUACAUAAUAACAACU
This is a messenger RNA of Sabethes cyaneus, 1619 nucleotides long. RefSeq lists its product as uncharacterized. Gene Ontology annotation, biological process: regulation of synaptic transmission, cholinergic; sleep; positive regulation of voltage-gated potassium channel activity. The transcript is spliced from 3 exons. NCBI's taxonomy places the organism in Eukaryota, Metazoa, Arthropoda, Insecta, Diptera, Culicidae. The record is from RefSeq and is a predicted model, not a curated record. The coding region runs from base 532 to 1011 and encodes 159 amino acids.